This is a messenger RNA of Tetrahymena thermophila SB210, 900 nucleotides long. RefSeq lists its product as hypothetical. NCBI's taxonomy places the organism in Eukaryota, Ciliophora, Oligohymenophorea, Hymenostomatida, Tetrahymenidae. The transcript has 10 exons. The annotation marks the transcript as partial. Gene Ontology annotation, molecular function: GTPase activator activity; small GTPase binding. Gene Ontology annotation, biological process: nucleocytoplasmic transport; activation of GTPase activity. The record is from RefSeq and is a predicted model, not a curated record. Gene Ontology annotation, cellular component: cytosol; perinuclear region of cytoplasm; nucleus.
UUUGAAUAAAAUUGGUGAUGAAGGUGCAUCAGGCUUAGGUUCUGCUUUAGCAAAAUGCAUUAAUCUCUUAAAUUUGACACUUGACCUUCGUAACAAUAAUAUUGGUGAUGAAGGUGCAUCAGGCUUAGGUUAUGCUUUAGCAAAAUGCAUUAAACUCUCAAAUUUGAGACUUAAACUUGGUUACAAUAAAAUUGGUGUAAUCGGUAGAUCAGGCUUAGUUUCUGCUUUAACAAAGUGCAUUAAUCUCUCAAAUUUGACACUUAACCUUUCUUCCAAUGAAAUUGGUGCAAUCGGUACAUCAGGCUUAGGUUCUGCUUUAGCAAAGUGCAUUAAUCUCUCAAAUUUGACACUUAACCUUUAUAACAAUGAAAUUGGUGAUGAAUGUGCAUCAGGCUUAGGUUCUGCUUUAGCAAAGUGCAUUAAUCUCUCAAAUUUUACACUUAAGCUUUAUUCCAAUAAAUUUGGUGAUGAAGUUGCAACAGUCUUAGGUUCUGCUUUAGCAAAGUGCAUUAAUCUCUCAAAUUUGACACUUAACCUUGGUUCCAAUAAAUUUGGUGAUGAAGUUGCAACAGUCUUAGGUUCUGCUUUAGCAAAGUGCAUUAAUCUCUCAAAUUUGACACUUAACCUUGGUUACAAUGAAAUUGGUGAUGAAGGUGCAUCAGGCUUAGGUUCUGCUUUAGCAAAGUGCAUUAAUCUCUCAAAUUUGACACUUAACCUUUAUUACAAUAAAAUUGGUGUAAUCGGUAGAUCAGGCUUAGUUUCUGCUUUAACAAAGUGCAUUAAUCUCUCAAAUUUGACACUUGACCUUGAUAACAAUGAAAUUGGUGAUGAAUGUGCAUCAGGCUUAGGUUCUGCUUUAACAAAGUGCAUUAAUCUCUCAAAUUUGACACUUUACCUUGG